AUGGAUCUGUCCACAACCUCUGUUAUGGCGGCUAAGGCCUACUCGUACAAAGCAGAGUCACUGGUUAAGGAAUACCUUCUUGCAGAUGCAUAUGUUUCGUACACUGCUAUGCUUGGUGGGAUCCUGAUGUGCAAGAUGGUCUAUGACAUCACACACUUAGUCAGCUCAUUCUUCUACAAGUGUUAUGCUUCUCUUACAAAAGCCCAAAAGCUUGAGUGGAACAACAGGGGCAUCUCCACUGUCCAUGCAAUUUUCAUCACAUUCAUGUCAGUGUACCUAGUAUUCUUCUCCGACCUAUACUCUGAUAAGCUGGAUGGACCAGUAACUUUCCGGAGUUCAAACCUCUCUAAUAUUACACUAGCGGUAAAGUACUACUAUUUUGUUCCCAUUCAAGAAAUGCCUAUGUUGGCAUGCAUUUUCUAUUUGCCUCAUAUCGGCCUAAUUUCAUUUGUCCAGGUAUCUGUUGGGUACUUCAUCACUGACAUUGCUAUGAUAUUUUGGGUUUAUCCUUCCCUAGGUGGAAUGGAGUAUGUUCUUCAUCACUUCCUGUCACUUGUUUCCAUAGUCUAUUCUGUGAAUUCUGGGGAAGGCCAGUUGUAUACAUACAUGGUUCUCAUCUCUGAAGGAACCACACCUGGAAUUAACCUCCGCUGGUAUCUUGAUACUGCUGGACUGAAAAGAUCCAAGGCCUAUGUUGUGAACGGUAGCUUUAUGGUUGUUGCAUGGCUGGUGGCACGGAUAAUUCUAUUCAUCUACUUGUUCUACCACAUCUACUUCCACUAUGAUGACGUGAUGCAGAUGCGGACCUUCAGCCGCGUUCUGAUAUUUGGCGUGCCCACAAUACUACUCAUCAUGAACACGAUAUGGUUUGCAAAGAUCUUGAGAGGCCUUAAAAAGACGCUAACUAAGAGGGAGUGA
This is a messenger RNA of Triticum turgidum subsp. durum (durum wheat), 918 nucleotides long. Lineage: Eukaryota; Viridiplantae; Streptophyta; Magnoliopsida; Poales; Poaceae. The record is from the annotation of a GenBank genome assembly.